Messenger RNA from Trichoderma citrinoviride, 957 nucleotides. Its product is annotated as SAICAR synthase-like protein. The coding region runs from base 1 to 957 and encodes 318 amino acids. Gene Ontology annotation, molecular function: phosphoribosylaminoimidazolesuccinocarboxamide synthase activity. NCBI's taxonomy places the organism in Eukaryota, Fungi, Ascomycota, Sordariomycetes, Hypocreales, Hypocreaceae. Gene Ontology annotation, biological process: 'de novo' IMP biosynthetic process. Gene Ontology annotation, cellular component: cytoplasm. The record is from RefSeq and is a predicted model, not a curated record. The transcript is spliced from 9 exons.
AUGUCCUCCUCCUCCUCCUCCUCCACCCAAGCCAUCACCACCCUCACCCUCACCUCCCUCCCCAAGCUCUCCACCGGCAAGGUCCGCGACCUCUUCGCCCUCGACGACGCCUCCCUGCUCUUCACCGCCACCGACCGCAUCUCCGCCUACGACGUUGUCCUCGCCAACGGCGUCCCCGGCAAGGGCCUCAUCCUCACCCAGAUCUCGGCCCACUGGUUCGCCGUCCUCGAGCAAAAGGUCCCCGGCCUCAAGCACCACCUGCUGUCCCUCUCGGCCCCCGCCUCGGCCCCCCUCACGCCCGAGGAGCGCGCCCUGCUGAGGGGCCGGACCAUGGUCUGCCGUCGGCUCAAGGUCUUCCCUAUCGAAGCCAUUGUGCGAGGCUACAUCACCGGCAGCGCAUGGAGUGAAUACACCGCCAAGGGAACCGUCCACGGCAUCCCCCAGCCGCCCGGCCUCCAGCUCUGCAGCCCAUUCCCCAACGGCCCCAUCUACACCCCGUCCACGAAAGCCCCCGCGGGCGAAAAGGACGAAAACAUCUCCCCCGAGCAGGCCGUCUCCAUCGUCGGCGAAAAGUACGCCGCUCGCAUCCAGGAGCUGAGCUUGGCCGUGUACAGCGCCGCCGCCGCGUACGCCCUCGAGCGCGGCAUCAUCGUGGCCGACACCAAGUUUGAGUUUGCCCUCGACGAGGCAACCGAUGAAGUCGUCCUGGUCGACGAGGUCCUGACCCCUGACAGUUCGCGGUUCUGGAACGCCGCGGAGUGGAAGGCGGGCAGCGAGGCCCCCUCCUACGACAAGCAAUACGUCCGAGACUAUCUGACCAGCUCAGGGCUCAAGGGCAAGCCUAACGUCGAGUUACCUCCCUCGGUCGUCGAAGAGACUGCGGCCAAAUAUAGAGACGUGUUUCAACGCCUUACGGGCAAGUCGUUGGAGCAAGCGUUGGCAGCCUUGGAAAAUUAA